GUACAUAAAAUGAUGAGAGUUUGUUGUGUGUGCUCUGAGCUUGUAAAUACUUUGCUCACCGGAUGAACUGGUUUCAGGUAUGAAUGUAAGCCUCAUCAACACUCACAUUUGAAAUGAGUACAGAAGUGGUUGGUAAAACAGGAACAACCCUCGGUGACAAAUCAUUGUUUCUGUCAGUGACUGCUGAACGCGUUCCAGUGGAGGGAGGUCCGGUUUGAGUUGUGGUUGUGACAUUCAAAACUGUCACAAGUUCCAGUUUUUUAAAUCAGAUGCGUUUCGCCACGUGUGAAACAAUGUGACCACCAUGUUUAGAGUGAAAAAGCAACGGGAUUCAUCGUCGUGUGUGGAGAAAAUCCUAAGUUUUUACCGGAAUGGCAAACCGUGAACGCAACAAAAAGAUCCUGCUGGAGCUAGUGAAGCUGGCUGGAAACAGCAGGUGCGCGGACUGCGGCGCGACCGAGCCAGAAUGGGCGUCCUACAAGCUGGGUGUGUUUGUGUGUCUGAAUUGCUCUGGCAUCCAUCGCAGCCUGUCCAGUCGGGUCAAAUCCAUAAAGCUGGACUUCUGGGAGGAGCCACUAGUGGAGUUUAUGAAAUCCAACGGCAAUGACAUCGUUCAGGCAGAGUAUGAGAAAGCUGUUCCACCGUAUUACUAUCGUCCCCAAGAAAGUGACAGUGUUGUCUUAAAAGAACAGUGGAUACGCGCCAAAUAUGAAAGGAUGGAAUUCACAGGAGAAACCAAGUAUCCACCUAUUUCAUACACAACAGGUUUCUAUGAGGGGAUGCUGUGGAAAAAAGGAAAAGAAAAAACACAGUUUCUAAAGAGGAAGUUUGUACUGUCAGAGAGGGAUUUCACCCUGACUUACUACAACAAGGAAAAUGAAUCCAAAGGCCCUAAAGCUGUGAUCGCCAUCAAGGACCUAAAUGCCAACUUCCAACCAGAGAAGAUCGGCCAUCCUCAUGGGCUUCAGAUCACCUACCAAGACGUCGAUCACACUAGGAACAUCUAUGUUUACCAUGAGAGUCCUGAGGAAAUAGUCACAUGGUAUAACGCUAUUCGUGCUGCUCGCUAUGCCUACCUGAAGACAGCGUAUCCGACUGGAAGCGAUGAAGAACUGAUACCAAAGAUAACGAGAGGCUAUCUUAAAGAGGGAUUCAUGGAAAAGACUGGGCCCCUGCAAAAGGAGUCAUUCAAAAAGAGGUGGUUCAUGUUUGACUCUCAAAACAGAAAACUGUUCUACUACAAGGGCCAGCUGGAUGCAGAGGAGUUAGGCGUUAUAUUCAUUGGCACAGAAAGCAAAGGAUACUCUGUGAAGGAGUGCAACCCAAAACACACUCGGGGGAACAAAUGGAAGUUUGGCAUUCUAGUGGAGACGCCUGCGCGACAGUUUGUCUUCAUGUGUGAGCGGGAGAGGGAGCAGAAGGAGUGGCUGGAUGCUCUGAGACAGGUCCUGUCCAGGCCCAUGGCACCGCAGGAUUAUACCAUUGAGGCCAACAUUAAGCAUAAAAAAUGAACUACAGAGCGGUUUAACAACAGGAUGGAGAGGAAACUCCGGAGCAUGAAAACUCAAGUGACAGAUCUCCUGUCGCACAAGAGAUGAACUGCUCACUUUAUUUGUUCCAUCACUGACUCCCAUCUUUGUGACUGACUGUUAUCCGUGCCACAGCCUGGAACACAGACCUUCAUCAACUCACUUAUUGCUGACAUUGCAUUUGAUGCUAAGUCUUGGACCUUGGGAAAAACACUGCAUCAUUUUGUAAAAACCAGUCAUGUGCACAAACAUACACCCCAAUGUUAUAUUGUAAGUGAUGUAGUCACUGCGGAUCAUUGUGCUGUAUUUAUUUCUAAAUCUUUUUAAAAUAAAUUUAUACCAGUGUCAUGAAUUUGCAUUUUGUUGAAACAUGUUGCAUGGCAGUGAACCCUUAAAAAAUGAAUAACUUGAAAAAUAAAGUUUUGUUGAAUUCAUA
Notolabrus celidotus (New Zealand spotty) is the source of this 1965-nucleotide messenger RNA. It is a transcript of the gene adap2, whose product is annotated as ArfGAP with dual PH domains 2. Bases 372 to 1511 code for a protein of 379 amino acids. NCBI's taxonomy places the organism in Eukaryota, Metazoa, Chordata, Actinopteri, Labriformes, Labridae. The transcript is spliced from 11 exons. Gene Ontology annotation, biological process: positive regulation of GTPase activity. The record is from RefSeq and is a predicted model, not a curated record. Gene Ontology annotation, molecular function: GTPase activator activity; phosphatidylinositol bisphosphate binding. Gene Ontology annotation, cellular component: plasma membrane; intracellular membrane-bounded organelle.